This is a messenger RNA of Grammomys surdaster, 343 nucleotides long. RefSeq names its product C-type lectin domain family 2 member L. NCBI's taxonomy places the organism in Eukaryota, Metazoa, Chordata, Mammalia, Rodentia, Muridae. The transcript is spliced from 3 exons. The record is from RefSeq and is a predicted model, not a curated record. The annotation marks the transcript as partial.
AUACCACCACACGCCUUCUGCUGGGAGCCAUUGCAGUCCUCCUGUUUGCCAUACUGGUGGUGAUGAGCAUCCUGGCUUCCAAGGGCUGCAUCAAGUGUGAGACGCCCUGCCCGGAGGACUGGCUGCUCUACGGAAGGAAAUGCUACUACUUCUCGGAGGAGCCUAGAGACUGGAAUACGGGAAGGCAGUACUGCCAUACCCACGAGGCAGCGCUGGCCGUGAUCCAAAGCCAGAAAGAACUGGACUUUAUGUUCAAGUUCACACGGAGGGAGCCCUGGAUCGGCCUGCGCAGAGUUGGGGACGACUUCCACUGGGUCAAUGGGGACCCUUUUGACCCAGACAC